AUGGCUAUAAUCAAAAGAGGUGCCAGAAACAAAGCAGCGGCUGAGCCAGCCAAGAGAUCUGGUCAGAUCAAAAAGGCCACUUUCGAAUCAGGUAAGAAAAAGGAAGUGGGUGUUUCGGACCUGACACUGCUUUCGAAGAUAUCGGACGAGUCCAUAAAUGAAAACCUGAAAAAGAGGUUUCAGAAUGGUACCAUUUACACCUAUAUUGGCCACGUUUUGAUCAGUGUCAACCCUUUCCGCGACUUGGGCAUUUACACGGACAGCGUACUUCACAGCUAUAUGGGCAAAAAUAGACUGGAAGUGCCGCCACAUGUAUUUGGUAUUGCCGAGUCUAUGUACUACAAUCUGAAAGCGUACAAUGAAAAUCAAUGCGUUAUCAUCUCUGGAGAGUCUGGAGCAGGGAAAACUGAAGCAGCGAAAAGAAUCAUGCAAUACAUCGCUGCAGCGUCUGAAACCCACUCCGAGUCCAUUGGUAAAAUUAAAGACAUGGUGCUAGCGACUAACCCAUUGCUGGAGUCGUUUGGCUGUGCGAAAACCCUGCGUAACAACAACUCCUCGAGACAUGGGAAAUACCUGGAGAUCAGAUUCAAUGCCCAGUUCGAACCCUGUGCUGGUAACAUUACAAACUAUCUAUUGGAAAAACAAAGGGUGGUAGGCCAACUGAAAAAUGAGAGAAACUUUCACAUUUUUUAUCAGUUUACGAAGGGCGCUUCCGACAAUUAUAGACAAAUCUACGGUAUACAGCCCCCAGAGCAGUAUAUCUACACCUCAGCGUCUGGGUGUACAUCGGUGGAUACAAUUGACGACUUGAAAGACUUCAAAGACACGCUGAAAGCAAUGCAGGUGAUUGGAAUCACUCAGCAAGAACAGGACGAAGUCUUUCGAUUCUUGGCCGCAAUCUUGUGGAUAGGAAACAUUUCAUUUGUUGAAAAUGAAGAAGGUAACGCACAGGUGCGUGACACAUCUGUUACGGACUUUGUUGCCUACUUGUUACAAGUGGACGCUCAACUUCUGUGUCAGUCAUUAAUAGAAAGAGUGAUGGAAACCAACCACGGUAUGAGAAGAGGUUCCGUGUAUCACGUUCCUUUGAACAUCGUCCAGGCGACAGCUGUCAAAGACGCAUUAGCAAAGGCCAUUUACAAUAAUCUUUUUGACUGGGUUGUGGAUAGGGUUAAUUUGUCUCUACAAGCAUUUCCGGGAGCAGACAAAUCGAUCGGAAUUCUGGACAUUUACGGAUUUGAGAUUUUUGACUUCAAUUCCUUUGAGCAAAUCUGCAUUAACUACGUCAAUGAAAAAUUGCAACAGAUCUUUAUCCAAUUGACUCUAAAAUCCGAACAGGAAGAGUACGCAAGAGAACAAAUUGAAUGGACCCCAAUCAAAUACUUCGAUAACAGGGUGGUGUGCGAUUUGAUAGAGGCCAAGAGACCACCUGGUAUCAUCGCUGCAAUGAACGACUCUGUUGCCACAGCACAUGCAGACUCCAACGCAGCAGAUCAAGCUUUUGCUCAGCGGCUCAACCUUUUCAACAGCAACCCCCACUUCGAGCUUAGAUCAUCUAAAUUUAUUAUCAAACAUUAUGCUGGUGAUGUGACCUACGACAUUGCCGGGAUGACUGAUAAGAAUAAAGAUCAAUUACAAAAAGAUUUGGUAGAAUUAAUCCAGACCUCGUCCAACUCCUUUUUGACAUCCAUAUUCCCGGUUCUCGUGGAUCAGGGGUCAAAGAAAAGACCGCCUUCUGCGGGUGAUAAGAUCAUCAAAAGUGCCAACGAACUCGUUGACACAUUAUCGAAAGCUCAACCAUCCUACAUCAGAACCAUCAAACCCAACCAGACGAAGUCACCUAAUGGUUACGAUGAUGCACAAGUACUACAUCAAGUGAAGUACCUUGGUCUUCAGGAGAACGUGCGUAUCAGAAGAGCGGGUUUUGCAUACAGACAGACAUUUGAUAAGUUCGUCGAACGCUUCUAUCUACUUUCUCCGCAAUGUUCCUACGCGGGUGAUUACACUUGGCAGGGAAACACAUUAGAUGCCGUGAAACUCAUCUUGAGAGACGCAUCUAUUCCAACUUCGGAGUAUCAACUUGGGGUCAGUAAAGUCUUCAUCAAAACUCCCGAAUCGCUCUUCGCGCUAGAGAACAUGAGGGAUAAGUACUGGCACAACAUGGCAGCUAGAAUUCAAAGAGCUUGGCGCAGAUUUUUGCUGAGAAGAAUUGAUGCCGCAAGUAGAAUUCAGCGAGCUAUCCGAGAAAAGAAGGGUGGUAACGAGUUUGAAAAGCUGAGAGACUAUGGAACGAAGCUGUUGGCAAAUAGAAAGGAAAGAAGAGCCAUGUCUCUGUUAGGAUAUAGGGCAUUUAUGGGAGACUAUCUGUCGUGCAAUGAGCCUAAAUCCAAAGGCUCUUAUAUCAAACGGCAAGCCGGCAUUACCGACAAGGUGAUUUUUUCAAUAAAUGGAGAAUCGCUUCACUCGAAAUUCGGACGUUCCGCACUGAGACUGCAAAAAACGAUUAUACUGACUUUUUCGACACUUUACGUGAUUGGCCAGACUGCAGUUCAGAAUCAAAUCACAUAUACCGUUGAUAACAAAAUUGACGUCAAGCACAUCAAAUUUGUGAGUCUCACCAAUUUGCAAGAUGAUUGGAUCGGUAUCUUCGUCGCAAAUUCAACUCUGCCUGAUCCUUUGAUCAAUACAUAUUUCAAAACGGAGCUGAUAACUCAUCUUAAAAGGCUCAACAAUGGUAUCGAAGUUAAAGUCGGCCCUACUUUGGAAUAUCAAAAAAAACCAGGCAAAAUUCACAUUGUCAAGUGUCAGAUAAGUGAGUCUGCUCCAAAAUAUGGGGACAUGUACAAGUCGAGCACUAUAUCGGUCCGUCGAGGUAAUCCUGCGAACUCUAAGUCAAGGUCCAAGCCGAAGAAGGCCAAUAACGCAAAUGACUUUAGUUCGUAUUCGACGCCUCAACGUGCCUCCCAAGCAGCACCCCAGACACGCAUUCCAGCUCAACCGAGCGUUGUGAGGAAAGCUCCCGUCAAGCCGCCAGCACCUCAGGCUAGACAGAAAAAAGUUCCGCCAGCACCUCCAGCCAAAAAGCAGAUCCCCCCUGCUGCUAUGUCAAACGCUACAGCGAAGAUCGCUGCGUCGGCUGCACAGGCUGUUUAUCACCCACAAGCGACGGCGGAACGGGAUAUCCCAACCCAGGCAAAUCGCCAAGGAAGUGCAGAGGUUGCAAAAGCUGCGCAACCACGUCCGGAGGUUCAAAAGGUACCGGUAGUGGCUCAAAGCGAGCCCGCAAAGAAAGCGCACAUUCCACCUCCUCCUCCACCUCCACCUCCGCCCGCUGCAAAACCAUCGAUUCCCCAAUUUGUUGCUGCCUAUGACUUUGUCGGAACCGGCUCACCAUCGGAACUACCACUCAAACGCGGAGAUGUUGUUUACAUCUCGAGACAGGAGCCUAGCGGAUGGUCCUUGGCCAAGACUUUAGAUGGCUCUAAAGAAGGCUGGGUUCCAACUGCUUACAUGGCAGAGCACCAUGAAUCCACUCCAAUGGUCCCUGCGCAGCCGUUGAAUGCUUCGUCGUCGAACGCUACGAACGUGGGGAUCGUGGCAUCUGCUGCAGUGCUCGGUUCCAGUGCUGCGUCUGCCACGAUUUCGCCUGACUCAUCAACAAAUACCUCUGCUGACGCUUUGACAUCAGCUCUUGCAGCUCGUGCCAACAAAAUGCGCUUGGAAAGUGACGAGGAAGACAACCAAGCGUCUGAAGACGAUUGGUGA
Lachancea meyersii CBS 8951 is the source of this 3765-nucleotide messenger RNA. Lineage: Eukaryota; Fungi; Ascomycota; Saccharomycetes; Saccharomycetales; Saccharomycetaceae. The record is from the annotation of a GenBank genome assembly.